CGUCGCGGAAGAAGAAAACCUGGCGUCCAAAGCAUUGCACAAUAAUCCUUCGUCUGAAACGCAUUCAUUCUUUUCUCCCUCGCACGCACGCACGCGCACGCAAGCAAACGAACCAAGUUCUUCUUCUUCUUCUUCUCUGCGAUAAGAUCGCACAAAUUUUGGAACCCUAAUCUACUACAUUUCGUUUUGGACCUUCAUCCGAAUCGUAAAAAUCACUCCCUGCGAAUCGAAUCCUCUUUCUGGCGUCGAUCAUCUCGUCGACUGAGUCAUUUAACCCUAAACAUUUUACAUGGCUAUGACCGGUAACCAUUCCCCUCGCCAUUCCUCUGAUAACCUCCGAUCGCGUCGCGCCACGCGCCUCCCUGCUUCCUCGCCGUGGAACCAGGUCGUCCGCGGCGAAUCGGAGCCCGUUGCUGCGGCUCCGUCUUCCUCGACGGAGGAUUUCCCCUCCGCCGCCGUUCCGGUGGACGAUUUUAGCUCCUCCGCCGCGGAGAGCUCCGACAAUGGCGGCGCUGCCUUGAGGCCUGUCUGGAACAAGCCUUCUCCUAAUGGCGCGGCGGCAGCGGCUUCGGAUGUGAGGCCGGAGAUGGACGCGAACUCGUGGCCCUUGCCGUCGGAGUCCACAAGAGCUGCUACGAAAUCGGAAUCGUCCAAGGGUUUGUUGGAUGGAUCUUCUGUGCCACAAUCGCAGGGUUUGGGAAGUACGUCUUUUUCCUCUUCACAGAGGGAAGUCAGUGACAAUGCAAUAACCAACAACACCAACAGUUUGGUGCCGGCUCGGCAGAAAUCAAUGAAACAUCACAGUUCGAAUGCAUCUUCUAAUGGUGGCCACGCGCAACACUCUGCGCCCCAGGUCUCGAUAGCUGCAACUGGGUCCCGGAACUCCUCUCCAAAGGACCACACACAAAGAAGUGGAUUUGCGUCUAAUGAUCAUCCACAGCAGCGUAAUUCGUUUAGAAAUCGUAAUGGUGGUCAACAUCAGCGAGGAGAUGGUUCUCACCAUCACAACUAUGGGAACAGGCGUGAUCAGGAGUGGAAUAAUAAUCGAAGUUUUGGCAGUAGAGAUACACAUGUGCCACCAAGAGUUGCUCCUAGAUUUAUACGGCCACCUCCACCUCCUAAUUCUGCUCAGUUUUUUCAUCCAUCACCAAUGCGGCCUUUUGGUAGUCCCAUUGGUUUCCAUGAACUAGCACCUCCUCUGGUAUUUGUUGCAGCUCCACCUCCACCCCCGGAUUCACUGAGAGGUGUUCCUUUUGUGCCUCCUAUGCCACAUCAUCCCCUGUUCUUUACAGGUCCAGACCCUCAGUUGCACAGUAAGAUAGUCAACCAGGUCGACUACUAUUUUAGUAAUGAGAAUUUAGUUAAAGAUGCAUUCUUGAGGCAGAACAUGGAUGACCAGGGCUGGGUUCCCAUAAAAUUAAUUGCAGGCUUCAACAAAGUUAUGCAUUUGACUGACAAUAUCCAGGUUAUAUUAGAUGCUAUUCAAACUUCAUCUGUUGUUGAAGUGCAGGGUGACAAAAUAAGGAGACAAAAUGAUUGGAGGAGAUGGAUCAUGCAUCCUCCUGUUCAAUUUUCUAAUGCUACAACCAUAGGAGUGUUGAAUCCUGACAAGCUGGCAGAACAAGUACAGAAUAUUGCUCUGGAGACAAGUAACUAUGAUGGUGCAGGAGGACUGGAUGUUCAGCCAGAUACUUCACAACAUAGAUCUACAUUUGGGGAUUUGCAGCAGCUCUCCACUAGUCAAGUUGGUAUUCAAGGCUCAGAUCACUUCAUUCCAGCAAGAAAUUAGAGCUGUAGAUGUGCUUUAGCACUAUGUUUUUUGGAGAGCUCUCAAGAGGGACACGGGAAGCAGGUAUCUAAGAAUGGUCUCAGUUUUUUUUCUCAUGGCACAAUGGGAAAUGAUAUGCCUCGAAGCAUAUUUAGUAAGGAUAAAACAUGAUUGAGAAACGGAAGGAAAAUACCUAGUAUAAAACAGAAAGAAAAAAAAAAGAAAAAGAAAAAAGAGAGGAUCAAAUGGUAACGGCCCCCAACCCCCUCUCACCAGAAGUACAGAAAAGGCUUUUUCUUUUUUUCUUUUAUGUUUAUUUUUGGCUGUGGAGCUAGUUAGCACGACUCUUGUGAAUACUCUUUUUAUGGGUAUAAUGUCCUCACUCUUACGGGGGAAUAAUGAUUUGCUUCAAUAUGGGGGAACUUUUGUCCUUGUUUCCCGUCUGCCCCUCUGCUGUUUUUAAAAAUCUUUGGGGUCAGCUUCCCACCAGUUUUAGGAGCAUGUGUUAUAUUAGUUCAUGUCAUGGGUGUUGAAUGUGUUUGAUAGCUACCUGCUGCCACUGAAGGAAGAGCAAAUAUAUAGCUUUCUGCUGCUGCUGGAGCUUUAAAGUGUGAUUGUUUGACUUUGAUGUCACUUGCAAGCCAUUAUAUCUCCCGUUACGUCAUACAUAUCUGGUAUUACAUUGAUAUUUAUAUCUUUCGUUUGUUGAAACUCGCGAAAAUUCUGAAGCCAUAAGUGGUCCCUAUGGGGUCAUUAAGACUAAUUAUACAGGUUACAGCUGUAUAAGUGGAUAUUCCUGUCUAUUUGGACCUGAAGUUGCAUGGAAUUAUAUUUGACUAUUCCAUAACGCCGCCGCCGCUUCAUCUUCCCUUUCAUACCCGGUGUUGAUGUAGUUAGUUUAUUAUGACCUUUGGUGUUACGGGCAUAGUCAUUUUUAUUAAUUAACAUGCUGGUUAAUUUUGAUUGUGUACAACAUCUAUUGUUUUUAAAUUUUAUAUUUAAUUAUAAUUUUUCCG
Molecule: messenger RNA, 2784 nt
Organism: Glycine soja
Lineage: Eukaryota; Viridiplantae; Streptophyta; Magnoliopsida; Fabales; Fabaceae
Product: la-related protein 1C-like
Exons: 6
Coding region: 290-1789 (499 amino acids)
Molecular function (GO): RNA binding
Source: RefSeq, a predicted model, not a curated record